This is a messenger RNA of Aquila chrysaetos chrysaetos, 1967 nucleotides long. RefSeq names its product meprin A subunit alpha-like. The record is from RefSeq and is a predicted model, not a curated record. Gene Ontology annotation, biological process: proteolysis. The transcript has 11 exons. Lineage: Eukaryota; Metazoa; Chordata; Aves; Accipitriformes; Accipitridae. Gene Ontology annotation, molecular function: zinc ion binding; metalloendopeptidase activity; protein binding. Gene Ontology annotation, cellular component: membrane. The coding region runs from base 124 to 1929 and encodes 601 amino acids.
GAUUUCACUUCAUUUGUCUGUGAUUUUGAAACUGUACUUUCUAUGUUUCAGAUCCAAAACUCUGCUGAAGACAGAGGUAAGGUUGCAAUAUUUUUAUGUUAGUGGAAGCCUAUCAGUCAUCAAAUGGUGAAUUAUAUCAACUCAUGUCAUUUAAUCACUAACUUAGGUGUAUUAUUUCUUUUGAUAGCUCAUGAUGUUGAUGGAGGGCAGCUUAGAAAGGACAUUCCAGAAAUAAACUCAGAAAUGGGAAGGAAGCUUUUUGAAGGUGAUAUUAUCUUACCGCUGGAGAGGAAUGCUCUGAGAAACAGCUCCUACAGAUGGAAAUUUCCCAUCCCCUAUAUCCUAGCUGACAGCCUGGAUCUGAAUGCUAAAGGUGUUAUCCUGCAGGCGUUUGAAAUGUUCAGGCUGAAGUCUUGUGUUGAUUUCAAGCCCUACGAAGGGGAACCGACUUACCUGAAAUUUGAGAAGCUAGAUGGGUGCUGGUCUUCUGUGGGGGACCUUCAGAGUGGCCAGACAGUGUCUAUAGGAGAGAGAUGUGACUAUAAAGCCAUAGUGGAACAUGAGCUCCUGCAUGCCCUGGGAUUUUACCAUGAGCAAUCCAGGACGGAUCGCGAUGACUAUGUUCAGAUAUGGUGGGAUGAAAUUAUUGAAGGUUUUGCAUAUGCCUUUGACAAACACAAUGACAGUUUCCUAGAUGACCUCAAUACCCCAUAUGAUUAUGAGUCAGUCCUGCACUAUGGACCAUAUUCUUUCAACAUCAAUAGCAACGUUCCUUCCAUUACAACAAAAAUUCCUGAAUUUAAUGACAUCAUUGGGCAGAGGUUGGAUUUCAGCAGGAUUGACUUACUGAAGCUGCAUCGCAUGUACAACUGCACUUCGAGCCUCACCUUCUUGGACCAGUGCUCCUUUGAAUACAUCAAUAUCUGUGGGAUGGUGCAAAGUAGACAAGAUGGUGCUAGAUGGGACCACACAUUGGGCAAACCAGGAGAUGAAGACCAUACUUUGGUGGGAAGCUGUGCAGGUAGAGGACAUUUCAUGCACUUAGAUACAAAAACUGGACAUGCUGGUCAGUCAGCUCUUCUGGAAUCUCGCGUCCUUUAUCCAAGGAAGAAGGAAAAAUGCCUUCAGUUUUUCUACAGGUUAAAUGGCAGUCCACAGGAUAAGCUAGUUAUCUGGGUUAAGAAAGAUGAUGGAACUGGAAAUGUUAGAUGGAUGGAAAAGCUGCACACUAUUACAGCUGACGGAGAACAUCACUGGAAAUUGGCCAGCAUUCCCUUCAGUGUCCAAAACAAAUUCCGGUAUGGGUUUCAGGGCAUCAGAGGAGAUCCAGCCAAGUCUGCGGGGGGGAUUGCCAUCGAUGACACCAGCCUGACAGAGACAAACUGCCCCACCAACGUCUGGCACAUCAGAAACUUCACAUCCCUUUUCAACAGUACUUCAAAGGGUGAUUAUAUCAUGAGCCCUGUAUUUUACAGCUCGGAAGGCUAUGCCUUUGCUUUACAGCUGUAUCCUCACGGAAGAAGUUCAUCACCCUACACGAAUUACAUGGGGAUUACUUUCCAUCUCUGCAGCAGUCCGAACGAUGGCCUUCUUGAAUGGCCAGCGGGACACAGACAAGUUGUCUUGUCUGUUUUGGAUCAAGACCCUGAUGUGAUCCACAGGAUGUCCCUCAGCCUUAGCUUUACUACAGACCCAAACCAGCUAGUAUAUGGCAGAAAUGACACCCUGCAGUGGGACAAGCCAUCUAUCACUGGAAGUUUUUCUUCUUUCUGCAACUGCUACAUCAGCCCAGGUGUUGGCUGGAAUACAUUCCUGACCCACAGGGAGCUGCACUGGAAAAAAUUCCUUAAAAAUGACAGUCUUUUCAUCUUUGCUGAUUUUGAAGAUCUCACCCCUUUGAUUACAUCUGAAGUCCCAGUCCAUCCAUGAAGUGCCCUCAACCUCUUCACUACAAGUGCAAACAGUCA